Messenger RNA from Capsella rubella, 1982 nucleotides. RefSeq names its product MLO-like protein 1. Gene Ontology annotation, biological process: defense response. The coding region runs from base 100 to 1692 and encodes 530 amino acids. The record is from RefSeq and is a predicted model, not a curated record. Gene Ontology annotation, cellular component: membrane. The transcript has 13 exons. Lineage: Eukaryota; Viridiplantae; Streptophyta; Magnoliopsida; Brassicales; Brassicaceae.
UAUAAAAACACAGAAAAAUCUGUCUCUCACUCAUUCAUUCAUCUUCUCUUCUUCGUCCCGACCCGACAUUCCAGUGUGAGAGAUUUUGUAGGGAGAAAAAUGGGUCACGGAGGAGAAGGGAUGUCGCUUGAAUUCACACCGACGUGGGUUGUCGCCGGAGUUUGUACUGUCAUCGUCGCCAUUUCUCUUGCCGUUGAGCGUUUGCUUCACUAUUUCGGUACUGUUCUUAAGAAGAAGAAGCAAAAACCCCUUUACGAAGCUCUUCAAAAGGUUAAAGAAGAACUGAUGUUGUUAGGGUUCAUAUCGCUGUUACUGACGGUAUUCCAAGGACUCAUUUCCAAAUUAUGUGUGAAAGAAGAUGUGCUUAUGCAUAUGCUUCCAUGUUCACUUCAUUCAAGAGCAGAAGCUGAGGAGAGUGGACAUAAAAACGUUACAGCAAAAGAACAUUUUCAGAGUUUCUUACCUAUUGUUGGAACCACGAGGCGUCUACUUGCUGAACAUGCUGCUGCACAAGCGGGUUAUUGUACCCAAAAGCAUAAAGUACCAUUACUUUCGGUUGAGGCAUUGCACCAUCUGCAUAUCUUCAUCUUCGUUCUCGCCAUAUCCCAUGUGACUUUCUGUGUUCUUACAGUCAUUUUUGGAAGCACCAGGAUCCACCAAUGGAAGAAAUGGGAGGAUAUGAUUGCAGACGAGAAAUUUGACCCUGAAACUGCUCUUAGGAAAAAAAGGGUGACCCAUGUACACAACCAUGCUUUUAUUAAAGAGCAUUUUCUUGGUAUUGGUAAAGACUCAGUCAUUCUCGGAUGGACGCUAUCCUUUUUCAAGCAAUUCUAUGGAUCUGUGACGAAAUCAGAUUAUGUGACUUUACGUCUUGGUUUCAUUACGACACAUUGUAAGGGAAAUCCCAAGCUUAAUUUCCACAAGUAUAUGAUGCGUGCUCUGGAGGAUGAUUUCAAACAAGUUGUUGGUAUUAGUUGGUAUCUUUGGAUCUUCGUCGUCAUCUUCUUGCUGCUAAAUGUUAAUGGAUGGCACACAUAUUUCUGGAUUGCAUUCAUUCCCUUUAUUCUGCUUCUUGCUGUGGGAACAAAGUUGGAGCAUGUGAUUUCACAGUUAGCUCACGAAGUUGCAGAGAAACAUAUAGCCAUUGAAGGAGACUUAGUGGUGAAACCCUCUGAUGAGCACUUCUGGUUCAGCAAACCACAAAUUGUGCUCUACUUGAUCCAUUUUAUCCUUUUCCAAAAUGCUUUCGAGAUUGCAUUUUUCUUUUGGAUUUGGGUUACAUACGGCUUCGACUCUUGCAUUAUGGGACAGGUGAGAUACAUUGUUCCAAGAUUGGUUAUCGGGGUCUUCAUUCAAGUGCUUUGCAGUUACAGUACACUGCCUCUUUACGCCAUUGUCUCACAGAUGGGAAGUAGCUUCAAGAAAGCUAUAUUUGAGGAGAAUGUGCAGGUCGGUCUUGUUGGUUGGGCACAGAAAGUGAAGCAAAAGAGAGACCUAAAAACUGCAGCUAGUAAUGGAAGCGAAGGAGACUCCCAGGCUGGUCCUGGUCCUGAUGCUGGCUCUGCUCCUAGUGCUGGUUCUGCUCCCGCUGCUGGUCCUGGUGCAGGCUUUGCAGGGAUUCAGCUAAGCAGAUUAAGAAACAACGCAGCAGGGGACAAGAACAACGAGAUUACACCUGAUCAUAACAAUUGAGCGGAGAGAUGAUGUUUUCCUAAAGACGAUCAUCAAGGGCCGGUUUUGUUGUUAUACAUAAGUUAUAGUGUGACAUGAUUUUUUUUUUUGUCUUGUUACAAAGUUGACUACAUUGGGAUUGGAAUUGGGAACUGAAUAUGUUUGUAUAUUGUAUUAUUUGGAACAUUGUAGUUAGGGAUGCUCAACCUAGAUGUUGGUUUGAGUUCCAGACAGUUUAAUUAUUUUGGUAUUUGGGUUAUGAAUUUAGAUAUCAAUGGAAUUGGAAAUCCAAAUAUUACAGUAUUCUUUUA